Raphanus sativus (radish) is the source of this 721-nucleotide messenger RNA. RefSeq lists its product as uncharacterized. Bases 65 to 574 code for a protein of 169 amino acids. Lineage: Eukaryota; Viridiplantae; Streptophyta; Magnoliopsida; Brassicales; Brassicaceae. The record is from RefSeq and is a predicted model, not a curated record. The transcript has a single exon.
GAGUGAAUAGCAAUUCACACAACCAAUCACUUUAUAGUCUAUAGCAAUAAGACUAAAUACUCUCAUGGCUACUAAAUUUAUUACCCUUGCUCAAGUCCACCGCCCCAAAAUCUCGAUCUCAACCAGAAAACCUCGCAGAUGCAACCAAAACAAGCCCCGACCAUCCAAAUCCAUAAGCGAAAACAUGUUCAACAAUGUUUUUCCUGGCAAAAUGCUUACGGAAAUCUAUCCUAAUGACCUAAACAAUUCAGACCCCCUUACUAAUUCUCUACUUUUUAUGGAACAUCAGCCAGUUAAAGAAGAGGAGUCGACUCAACAAGAACACGGGAAGCUGUCCAUAUGCAACCACCAAGACGACGGUAAGUCGAUCAUCGCAACGAAAGACAGAGAUUUGAGACGUGAAGUUGCUCAGUUAAGCUUGUUGUGGUACAUGAAAUGUUCCAUAAGCUUUAUAUUAAGGAAGGCAAGAGCGUUUUACAAUGAGUUUUCUUGUGAUACUUCUGCUGGAAGUAGCACUAUGGUUGUGGUCGAUCCAUAUUUUUCUGUUCCAGUUUUACCUUACAAUAAUAAUUAGUUUAAUAUCUCAAAUUCUACGUGAUUAAAAGUUGUAGUUAGCAUUUCGCUGUGUUGUAAUGUGUUGAAAGUCCACAUAUAUGUAAAAAUACGUCAACUUAUGUAACUGAUAUCGUUGUAUCUAAAUUAAUUCCGUGUUGUGUUGUGA